AUGGACGAGAACGGAAACAUAGUAUACGAGGGUUCAUCGUAUGAAGAUACCGCCUCCGACUUUUCCAACGAUGCUGAUGCUGAAGAACUCAAGCAGCAUCGGCGCACAUAUCGCGAAGCCACGCAACAGUACCGCAAGAGCCGUCGGGCUCUUUUGCUUUCCGGGUUUUCGUCCUUUGCAUCCUCGCCUUCAUCCGAAGAACUUGGAACUGUUUCACCCACUGAAAGAGACAACUCAUCUCAGAGUCCGCCAGCUUCCAUCUACAAUCCACGACGAAGCAGCAAUGCGCAAGACUCCUACUAUCAGCCCCACCUCGCAGAGGCGGUGGAUAGCGCAGAUGCAGGAGGCCGAGCAGAUGGUUUGCGGUUCGACUACGACUCCGGGGGUGACACCAGUCGUUACGUCAGAGCUUCCGAGAGUCAUGCGCACACUCCACCACAAAUCAAGCCAGAGCCUCAAGACUUCUCAAAGCAUGCUCAGGUGCUCGAUAACGAAGCAUUCCUUACACCUACAGGCAUACCCUCGAAUCAAAAAACGCCUAAUGGCAAAUUUAUCGACUCACACCUGAUGAACGGUGCCGUGUUCGAUCAACACUGUGCUCGCCCGUUCCCACCGGCCCGAACACAUUCUUCGCGGCUCUCCCAGUCAACUUUAAUGACACCAUCUCCUGCUCAAAGAGCUGGCGAGAUCAGCUCAGAGGGCCUCCAGAAGCGACACUCUUCACAAGAUCUGACGCCGUCACCGCCUAUCCUUGAGCACGAGGCACGCGAGCCAACCGAAGCCUACCAGACCCCAAGAUCGAGCUUCGCUGCGGUCUGCGAGGACAUCAAAUUCGACCGCUCGAUCAUGCAGGAUCCGCUUUUUGAGCAGCGGAAUAAGGAGGAGCAAACCGGGCCGGAUGCUGCGACCGUCCCACGUCGCCAGGACCACACUCCAUUCAGCUUGUGGGACUACCUCAAAGAGGAAGUUCUGGCCACCGACUUUGAUGCUACACAAGAGAUGAAAUGGGAAAGGGUCACCAAUUUCAUCUCGAUCCCGUUUUGGAUGGAAAAGAUCAUCAUGUUUGGCUUCAUCGUUUGUCUCGACUCGUUUCUCUACACUUUCACCAUUCUGCCGCUUCGCUUCGGCGUCGCUAUGUGGGCCUGGAUCAGCAACAGUGCCAGAUGGAUUCUAGGUGGACAGAAACGCUAUCUGCAUUCUUCGCACAAGUGCGACAUUCUCAAAAUGCUGCUCAUCAUCCUCACUUGUUUCAUUCUGUCUCGUAUUACCGACGCCAGUAAGAUGUACCAUUCCGUCCGAGGUCAGGAUGUUGUUAAGCUUUCCGUCAUCUUCAACGUGCUCGAGAUUGCGGAUCGCCUUUGCUGUAGUUUUGGACAGGAUCUGCUCGAUUCACUCUUCUCUCGCAGCACCCUCGCCCGCCGCAAGAACGGCAAACAACCGUAUCUCCGACCCAUCGGCUUCUUCUGUCUCAGUCUCAGCUACGUGCUUGCGCACACGCUCGUCCUCUUCUACCAGCUCGUGACACUCAACGUCGCCAUCAAUAGCUACGACAAUGCACUUCUCACCCUCCUUCUUUCCAAUCAAUUCGUCGAGAUCAAGUCGAGCGUGUUCAAGAAAUUCGAAAAGGAAAAUGUCUUUCAAAUGACAUGCGCCGACAUUGUCGAGCGAUUCCAGCUCACCCUCAUGCUCUCCGCUAUUGGUCUUCGCAAUCUAAUAGAGCUGUCGGGAGGAUCGGUCGAACCUUCGGCGAGCCCGUUACCUGCAAGCUUCACCGUGUUUCCGAGUCUCAGUCUACUUGAGACGGUUCUCACACCUGUAUGCAUUGUGCUUGCAAGCGAGUGCAUCGUCGACUGGCUCAAGCACGCCUUCAUCACCAAGUUCAACCAUAUUCGACCCGCCGUGUACGGUCGGUUCAUGGACGUGCUUUGCCGAGACCUCGUUGUGGGAGGACCGUCAUCAAAGGAGAACAGCCGCAAGCAUACCUUUGUCGACCAGAGUCCCAUCAUCAGCCGCCGUCUCGGCUUUGCUGCGCUCCCUCUGGCGUGUCUGCUUGUGCGGCUUAUCCUACAGAUCAUCAGCAUGAUUGGAGACACAAGCCACAUUGACGAGUUCAUCGAUCCCGUUAGCCCACGCAUCUCAGAAACGGGCUGGAUCGGUGUCGUUGCUCGGAAACUUGGUGCCAGCGAUAUCGACAAUGAUUGGGUGCGUGCCCUCGACCUCUUCGUCCGUGGCUCCGCAUGGGCCUUGACCCUUGUCCUUGCUUGGGCCUUUCUCGUUGCGAUCAAGCUGCUUCUCGGUACCAACCUCGUCAGCUUUGCCUCUCACCGCUACGCCACCAUGCACGAGCGUGAAAGAGAGGAGGAUCUCAACGCUAGAGACAGAGCUCCAAUCGGAACCAACAAAGACGAGAGAAGCUAUGAAAAGUCACUCGGCCGCUUCAUCGACAAGCCGGAUGAUGAUGCGAUCCUGAUCAAGCUCGACGGCACACAUGUUCCUCCGACGCCGAAAGACAAAGACAAGGCCAAAGACGGAGGGCAGCAAAAGGCGAAACAGGAGAAUUCGCUCAUGGAGGUUAGUCGCUACAAUAUGGUCCGCUCGCGCAUUUGGUAA
Molecule: messenger RNA, 2610 nt
Organism: Mycosarcoma maydis (corn smut)
Lineage: Eukaryota; Fungi; Basidiomycota; Ustilaginomycetes; Ustilaginales
Exons: 1
Coding region: 1-2610 (869 amino acids)
Biological process (GO): maintenance of protein localization in endoplasmic reticulum
Cellular component (GO): endoplasmic reticulum membrane
Source: RefSeq, a predicted model, not a curated record